Molecule: messenger RNA, 1053 nt
Organism: Gallus gallus (chicken)
Lineage: Eukaryota; Metazoa; Chordata; Aves; Galliformes; Phasianidae
Exons: 7
Coding region: 135-977 (280 amino acids)
Molecular function (GO): protein binding
Source: RefSeq, a predicted model, not a curated record
AUACGGCCCCAGCUCAGACCCUGGCAGGUCACCUGUCCUUGGAGGGUACUGAACUACUACCCUGUGCAGGGGAAAAGAUGGGAAGAGAAACGCUGUCAGUGCACAAAUAGCCUUAUGCGAGAUGCGAGGACUUUAUGCAGCAGCAAGCCAUGUCGGAAAGUUCUUCAGGUCUGACUACGAGCAAUCAAAAAUUCUGUACAUCCUAUUCAACCUGCUGCUCCAUCCUCAGUGAUGUACACACUGUUCCACCAGUUUUAUCACCAAGCAGAGGAUUCAUCAGGCAGAGCUGUGACUCAGGGUUAUCUUCCCCACUUCCUUCUGAUCCCUUCAAGUAUCUCAGCUGGUAUGACGUAGAGGAACAUGAUGUUCUAGGAAAUCAGCUUCAUUGUCCCCGAGUGAGAGAAGGGCCUUCUGAAGAAGAGCUAUUUUUCAGAGGAGAAGAACAUACCUUGAAAAAAAGAAAACAAGUAACCGACACAGAGAAGUGGCAAAAGAAACUGCAAGAGAACUGGGAAAACUGUGCUGAGCUGAACCUCUCAUUUCAGGACCUGGGUGAUCUUUACCAGGUAGAAAACUUCAGAAGGAUUCUCCAAAGAUUGAUACGGGUGGAAAAACUUUGGUUGGUGGACAAUUCUUUGACAGACCUAAGUGCCAUACGGUUGCCAAGAUGCAGAGAACUAAAUGUCAAUAAAAACUACUUUACAUCCUUCAGACAGCUGCCAAAGUUACCUCAGAUUCAGCACCUGUCACUGGCUGAAAAUAAUAUUAUGACACUGAGUGGCAUAUCAGACUUGAGACAUACUCCACUUGAAUCCCUUAUACUCAAGAGGAAUCCCUGUGAGUUUCAAGAAAGCUACAGGCAACAUGUAUUCUCCAGUUUGCCAAAUUUGAAAAUACUGGAUGGUGUCCCAAAACUGCCAGAGGACUGUUCACCCCCAGAUACCAGUUUUUUUCCCAGAAUGUGCACUGUGCUCUAGUACUGUAUUUGUGUGCGAUCACAGCUGUGCUAGAAUCACCUUACUUUAAAGAAUCAAUAAAUUCUGUACAUGGAAA